This is a messenger RNA of Manis javanica (Malayan pangolin), 7217 nucleotides long. It is a transcript of the gene MTCL1, whose product is annotated as microtubule crosslinking factor 1. The record is from RefSeq and is a predicted model, not a curated record. Gene Ontology annotation, molecular function: microtubule binding. Gene Ontology annotation, cellular component: apicolateral plasma membrane; lateral plasma membrane; midbody. Gene Ontology annotation, biological process: establishment or maintenance of epithelial cell apical/basal polarity; regulation of autophagy; microtubule bundle formation. NCBI's taxonomy places the organism in Eukaryota, Metazoa, Chordata, Mammalia, Pholidota, Manidae.
CAGGAGCGCGGGGUGCAGACCGGGCGGGGCUGGGGGACAGUGAUGAGCGAGCGCGCCGGGAAGCUGCACGCCACCGCCGCCGCCCGGAGCAUCUGUCGCUCGAGCUGCUGCUCCCGACCCGGGACACGGCCAUGGAGACACUGAACGGCCCGGCGGGCGGCGGCGUCCCGGACGCGAAGCCGCAGCCGCCCGGCCAGAACCACCGCCACCACCACCUCCACCCGCUGGCAGAGCGUAAGCGGCUACACCGCGCGCCUUCGCCCGCCAGACCCUUCCUUAAGGACCUGCACGGCCGGCCCGCCGCGCCCGGCCCGGCCCAAGCCGCCCCCUCCCCCGGCCGAUCGCCGGCGCCUGCCGCCCCGCGCUCGCCCAGCCUCGCGGGCAAGGCGCCUCCCUCGCCGGGGCCCCUGGCCGCGCCCAGCCGCCUCUCUCGGCGCAGCUGCGGCGCUCCCGGCGCGAAGGACAAGCCGCCGCCGGGUGCUGGGGCCAGGGCAACGGGUGGUGCCAAGGCCGCUCCGGGCCCGAGGAGGGCGACGCGUACGGCGCCCGCGGAGCCGCUGCCCCGAGCCGGCAGACCGCCGCCGCCGCCCGGCACCGAACCGCCGCUGGCCGCUACCAAGGGCCGAAAAGCCAAACGCGGCUCCGGGGCAGUCCCCUCCCGUGCCUCCGCGCCCCCGAUCCCCCCCGCCCCGAUCUCCGCCGUGACCUCCGCGGCCGGGCCCCUCGCCCCUGGCUCCCGCAUCAGCCACACGGACAGCAGCUCCGACCUCUCCGACUGCCCUUCCGAACCCCUGUCCGAUGAGCAGCGCUUGCUCCCCGCUGCUAGCAGCGAUGCCGAGUCCGGGACGGGCUCCAGCGACCGGGAACCGCUGCGAGGAGUCCCCACCACGAGCGCCGCCGCGCGGGGGGCGCCGUCCGGCAGUCCCGAGCCCCCGGCGCUCCUCGCCGCGCCUCCCGCCGCCGGCGCCUGCCUCGGUGGUCGGAGCAGCCCGGGAGGGGUCUCCGCGGGGUCCCCAGGGCCGAGUGUGGCAGAGGAUGUCGGGGGACGCGCGCCUCCGGAGCGAACUGUCCCCGGGACCCCCAAGGAGCCCAGCCCGGGCGAGCAUCCCCGGCUGGUACCGGCGGCGGCGGCGGAGGAGCUGUUGCGGGAGAUGGAGGAGCUGCGCUCGGAAAAUGACUAUCUCAAGGAUGAGAUGGAUGAACUACGUGCUGAAAUGGAAGAGAUGAGAGACAGUUAUUUAGAGGAAGAUGUUUACCAACUGCAGGAGCUUCGGCGAGAACUGGACCGUGCAAAUAAGAACUGCCGGAUCCUGCAGUACCGCCUCAGGAAGGCUGAGCAGAAGAGCCUGAAAGUGGCUGAGACUGGCCAGGUGGAUGGCGAGCUGAUCCGAAGUCUGGAGCAGGACUUAAAGGUAGCCAAAGAUGUAUCUGUCAGAUUGCACCAUGAACUUGAAACUGUGGAGGAAAAGCGUGCUAAAGCUGAAGAUGAAAAUGAAACUCUCAGACAGCAGAUGAUCGAAGUGGAAAUAUCCAAACAGGCCCUCCAGAAUGAGCUGGAGAGACUGAAAGAGAGUUCCCUGAAACGAAGAGGCAGCCGGGAAAUGUACAAAGAAAAGAAAACAUUUAACCAGCAGAGUGGUGGAACGGAGCACCUUGGGAACUGCAGGUCUGCAACCAAAACCCAAAGGAAACUGGCACCCCGGCGCAAGGACGACAGUGCCGAUUUGAAGUGCCAGCUUCAGUUUGCCAAAGAGGAAGGCUGCCUGAUGCGCAAGAAGAUGGCCAAGCUGGGGAGGGAGAAAGAUGCACUGGAACAGGAGCUCCAGAAGUACAAGGCCCUCUAUGGUGACGUGGACAGCCCACUGCCCACGGGGGAAGCAGGUGGGCCACCCAGCACCAGGGAGGCGGAACUGAAGUUGCGGCUAAAGCUGGUGGAGGAAGAAGCCAACAUCUUGGGCCGGAAGAUUGUGGAGCUGGAGGUGGAGAACCGAGGUCUCAAAGCAGAGAUGGAGGACAUGAGGAGCCAGUAUGAGCGAGAGGGGCCUGGCCGGGACCAUAUCCCUGGCAUUCCUACCUCACCUUUUGGGGACUCUCUAGAGUCGUCCACGGAGCUCCGGAGACAUCUGCAGUUUGUGGAGGAGGAAGCCGCGCUGCUCCGGAGGUCCAUAUCCGAGAUCGAAGACCACAACCGGCAGCUGACGCACGAGCUGAGCAAGUUCAAGUUUGAGCCUCGGCCUGAGCCGGGGUGGCUCAGAGAAGGCCCGGACAAGGGCGGGGGCGGCGGGGGCGGCGGGGGCCCCCUGCAGGAGGAGCUCAAGUCGGCGAGGCUGCAGAUAAACGAGCUGAGCGGGAAGGUGCUGAAGCUGCAGUACGAGAACCGCGUGCUGCUGUCCAACGUCCAGCGCUACGACCUGGCCGCCCACCUGGGCCUGCGGGCCCCGAGCCCCCGGGACAGUGACGCCGACAGCGACACGGGCAAGAAGGAGAGCGACGGAGAGGAGGGCCGCCCAUCGCAGCCGAGGCGGGAAGGGCCCGUCGGCGGUGAGAGCGACUCAGAGGACGUGUUCGAGAAGACUUCGUGCUUCAGCCACGGAAAGCCCUCGGGGGCCAGCGAGCCGUGUCCGGCGGAGUUCCUGAGGGCCAGGGAGGGCUCCGAGUGCUUGGUGAGCAUACAGCGUGAGGCCGAGCGGCUGGAGCGGACCGUGGAGCGCCUCAUCAUGGACACCGACGACUUUGUGGACAAUGUGGGGCUGCAGGGCUGCGAGGGCUCCCCGGAGCCCGGCACCCAGGGGGAAGGGGAGAAGGGCGAGGGGGGUAAGGGAGAGACCCCGCCGCUGGGGACCAUCAACUCGAGGGUGAAGGCUUUCAGGAAAGAGCUCCAGGCCUUCCUAGAGCAGGUGCACCGGAUCGGGGACAGCCUGAGGGAGCAUCUGGAAGGCCUGUCCCCCUUGCCCCACCUCACAGAGUCUUCCAGCUUCCUCUCUACCGUGACCUCCAUGUCCCGGGACUCCCCCGUCGGGAACCUGGGGAAGGAGCUGGUCCCGGACCUGCAGUCCAAACUGAAGGACCAGAUGGAGUGGCAGUUCGGUCAGGAGCGAGGGGCCCCACAGGAGCCGCUGCACCGCCGCGCUGAUGGAGAUGCCGGGAACUUCCGGCCUGGAGGCCAGAGCUGCUUCAACCUAGAGCUCAGGGGCCCCCCUGUUUUACCUGAACAGAGUGUAUCGAUAGAGGAGCUACAGGGUCAGCUUGCACAGGCGACCAGACUGCAUCAAGAGGAGACAGAGAAAUUUACAAACAAGAUCCGUAAGAUGGAAGAGGAGCACCUCUAUGCCUUGAGGUGGAAAGAACUAGAAAUGCACAGCCUGGCUUUGCACAGCACCCUCCAUGAGCGAACCUGGAGCGAUGAGAGGAAUCUGAUGCAGCAGGAGCUCCGCUCCUUGAAGCAGAACAUUUUCCUUUUCUACGUGAAACUCAGGUGGCUACUGAAACACUGGCGGCAGGGGAAACAGACAGAGGAGGAAGGAGAGGAUUUCAUGGAGAGUGAGCAUCCAGAGAUCCACCCCAGGCUUGGUGAGCUUGGAGUCCAGGGGGAGCGAAAGGGGGAUGGCCCAGACCGGGAUAACGACAGUCCAUGCUGCGGCUUUUCGCUGGGGGAGCAUCCUGCACACUCCCCUGUGCAUGCGGGUGACCACGGACCACGCCUGCAGCCUGCAGAUGGGGUGCAUCUCCACAGGCAGGUGGUGGAGAGCCGGAAGCUGUUCGGGGCACUCAGGACCCUGCUGGAGGACUUGCGCGUGGAGCUGCGGGAGGACGAGCUCGCCCGGCUGCGGCUGCAGCAGCAAUAUGCCAGCGACAAGGCGGCCUGGGACGUGGAGUGGGCCGCGCUCAAGUGCCGCCUGGAACAGCUGGAGGAGAAUACGGGGAAAAACUUGGGAGAACCAUACUCCCCCGCUGACAGCAGAAGAGCAUUAGGGAAGGAGAGGGAGAAGCACCAGCAGCUCCUUGCUGACAGUCAUGGCCUCGUCAUGGACCUGCGCUGGCAGAUCCACCACAGCGAGAAGAACUGGAAGCGGGAGAAGGUGGAGCUUCUGGACCGCCUGGACAGAGACCGGCAGGAGUGGGAGCAGCAGAAGCAGGAACUCUUGUGGAGAAUAGAGCAGUUGCAGAAAGAAAACAGUCCGAGGAGAAGUGGCAGUUUCCUCUGUGAUCAAAAAGAAGGCAACAUCCAUCCCUUUGCGCACCCGGGAAGCCCCUGCAUGCCCCAUGCUGUGGGGAUGUGGCCCUGUAUGGAUGCUGACUCCACCCCAUUUGAAGAGCGGCCACUGUCCAAGCUGCAGGAAUCAGACAGGUGCUCGGCCCGGGAGAACCUCUACUUGGACGCCCUGUCCCUGGACGACGAGGCAGAGGAGCCCUUGGGCCGCGGGCCCCAGAUGGAGCUCAGGAGCCUCCUUCCCCAGGAAGAAGAAAACCACAAGGGAAAUCUACAAAGGGCGGUGUCUGUGUCCUCCAUGUCCGAGUUCCAGCGCCUGAUGGACAUCUCACCCUUCCUGCCAGAGAAAGGCCUGCCUGCUGUGAGCAGUAAGGAGGACAUCACUCCACCCCUGUCUCCCGACGACCUCAAGUACAUCGAGGAGUUCAACAGCAAGAGCUGGGGCUGGGACAAGAGGCCCCCGGACUCCUGGGAGGGCAGGACCGAGGGGGGCCGAGCGGGGAAUGAGGCCAGCACCGAGCCUUUCCCUGACUCUUCCUGGUACCUCACCACGAGUGUCACCAUGACCACAGACACCAUGACCAGCCCAGAGUACUGCCAGAAGCAGCCCCUGCGGAGCCAUGUGUGCGCUGAGCAGGCGGGGGUGCGGGUGUUGCACAGCCCGCCUGCAGUCCGAAGGAUGGACAGCAUUGUAGUAGCCGGUGGGGGGGGCAAGGGCCGCCCAGAGCCUGAGUGCACCUGUCCCACAAGCAGAGCCAGAGGGGCCAUCGGGGACCCAAAGGGGGGCACCUCAGAUCAUGUGCUUAGCAGGUGGCCUUGUGCCACCACCAGACAUGCCAGAGACUAUGUGGAGGGAGGGCUCCACCCCCUUGAUGGCGCCCUCUGCACCCCCCUGGGUUUUCCUUCCCCGUUGCACAGCCUGGAGAUGUCCAAGAACAUGAGUGAUGACAUGAAGGAGGUGGCCUUCUCUGUCAGGAAUGCUGUGUGCUCUGGUCCCACCGAGCCUCUGGUCAAGGACAUUGCCUGCCAGACCAAUGGCUCCCGGACAACGGGGACACAGACAGUCCAGACCAUCAGCGUUGGCCUGCAGACUGAAGCCCUACGUGGCACUGCCAUCACCAGCAGCCCCCACAAGUGUCUCACUCCAAAGGCAGGAGGUGGUGCCACACCUGCAUCGUCCCCCUCCCGCGGCCUUAGGAGCAGGCAGGUGGCCCCUGCCAUCGAGAAGGUGCAGGCCAAGUUUGAACGCACGUGCUGCUCCCCUAAGUAUGGGUCCCCCAAGCUGCAGAGGAAGCCCCUCCCCAAAGCCGACCAGCCAAACAAUAGGACCUCCUUGGGGCUGGCCCAGAAGGGGUGCAGUGAGUCAGCCUGGGCCCGCUCCACCACCACCCGGGAAAGCCCAGUGCACACCGCCAUCAACGACGGCCUCUCUAGCCUCUUCAGCAUCAUUGACCACAGCCCUGCAGUGCAGGACCCCUUCCAGAAGGGGACGAGGGCCGGGAGUCGGUCACGCUCAGCGGAACCCCGGUCUGAGUUGGGCCCAGGCCAGGAAACGAGCCCCAGUUCCCGGGGACGGUCACCCAGCCCCAACGGGGUUGGCUUAGAGACCAGUAGGGAAGAAGGGGGAGAGGGGACGCCUGCCAGGCAGGACUUAUCUGCUCCCCCUGGCUACACACUCACUGAGAACGUGGCCAGGAUCCUCAGCAAGAAGCUGUUGGAGCAUGCCUUCAAGGAGGAGACAAGGCAGGCCUUCCAUGGCCCCCCCAGUCUUAACAGUGACAGCCACGUGGGAGAAACGGUCAAAGCCGAGCCAGGGUCCAUCGAGGAACUACCUUGUUCCGCCCUGGCUCCAUCCCUAGAACCCUGCUUCUCCAGGCCCGAGAGACCAGCAAACCGUCGCCCUCCGUCCCGCUGGGCGCCACAUUCCCCCACUGCCUCACUGGCUCAGUCACCGGGGGCCCGGACCUCAAGGGAGGAGCUCGGCGACAAGGAGUCACCUGGGGAGAAGCUGCACCUGGGACAUGAUGCAAGUGUGCAUGGAUUAUCGCAGAAUAAUUCACUGUAAUUUGCACAACCACCCUGUCGUCAUCAACCAAACUCUGCCCAAAAGGAGAGAUCUCAUUUUCCCAAGGUCAAAGAAUGUUUUUAAAAAAACACGCAGCUGCUGAAUGUUCAACCUGUGAACCUGAGAUGUUUCUAGAAUGAAACAGUAAAUGUGCCUGUAAUAACUUAAUUUUUUUCAUAGCUCAGAAAACUAUUUUUGUCUCCAUCUUUUUUACACAGUCUAUUAAACAAAAAAUGGUAAAUAAGAUAUAAAUAAAUUUAAAAAAUAAAAGUUUAAAAAAUGUCCAUUUUAAGAGGAUUCUGAAUACCAUUGCUCUCAGUAUUGACUGCCUCUCUGUUGAAUUUGCACAGUUAUAUUUUGGUUUCGUUUAUUGCCACAUUGAAUUAGAGUGUGUUAGGUUAAUUUUAUGUUGUCAGUGUUGUUUUUUAAGAAUUUUUGAAAUGCUUCAGACUGUUUGAUUCAGUGAACUUUUUGUAGUGAAAAAGCCAUGAAACCAGUAGACAGAUAUUGUAUAUCCUGGAGGAGAUACAAGUCAACACUUUUGAAAAGGUUCAGAGUCCUCAGCUGGGCUUACCAAAUUUGCCAUAUAAUCCAUGUAUUCUACCCAACUUGCAUGUCUUUGGGUUUGAAGCACUUGAGUGCAUGUACAUACUGCUACUGUGGUCUCACCAUGGCUACGUGGGAGUCAUCUGUCGCUGUAAUAACGUGAAUUCUCUCGUACUGUACUUCUGUUGUCCUCUUGCACUGAUGAUAAAACAGCAACUCAUUUUUUAAGUCACUGUUCAAAGACUAACUGGCAAUAUACAGUGUUUACUCAAAAUUUUCUUGUUUAAGGAAAAACACUACAAAAAGUCAUGAGGAUACCAAAUGGAAACAAAGAACGGUGCCUCGGAGUCUGUAUGAGAUGAUGAUGAAAUAGAAAUAAAGCCUUUACAAGAUGGC